This is a messenger RNA of Durio zibethinus, 2191 nucleotides long. The record is from RefSeq and is a predicted model, not a curated record. Lineage: Eukaryota; Viridiplantae; Streptophyta; Magnoliopsida; Malvales; Malvaceae.
AACAUAAGUUGGGUUUUGGCGGCAUGCUUGUCUUGCCCUUUUCGGUUUCCGCCUCCACAUCACGACAGCGAAAACUCCUCUGUUGAUCGCCGCUUUAAACCGUAGCCAAAGACGGAACUUUGGGUUGUUUUCUUAUACCAUUGCUAAAGCAAAGCAAGACCCAGAGAACAAAAAUGGAGAAACUUGGAGCUAGUUCAGAAAAACCCAAGACCCAUAAACGAAAGCUAGACAAAAGGGUGAUACUAUCAUUGACGAAGCCUUCUUUUCUUUUAACACUGGGAAGAGUCCAUAUUCGAUGGGAAAAUCGACAAAAGCUGUGUUAUCUGUUAGAGAAACUUGUAAAGCAACAUAAUUGGGCUGAGGCAAGUGGGAUUUUAAGCUUGUUGCUUAAGGGUACUUCGAAUGCUUGUUCUGCUGAUUUGAAUCGCCUCAAGUAUUCGGUUUCAAUUAGGCUUCUUAAACACAUCGAGGGGGGUCAUGUUGACAUAAGAAGGAUCAGGGACAUCUAUGAGAUUUGGAUGAGCAGGAUCAGGUCCAAGACCGUGCAAGUAGAGGAGCAGAUUGCACUUCAUUUGGAGUUCAUGCUUUUCUGCCUUACACAUGGGAAUCUUGGGUGGGCUCAUCAAGCUGCUUUAAGCUUGAUGAAAGAACAUGACUUUAGUUGCCACCCAAUGUCAAAUUUGGUCAUGGGCUUGACGUUUUGUCAGCUUUGGUAUUCCAAUCUCACUGAAGAGGUUAAGAUGAGAGAUUCAAACCAGGAUUACUUCCCUCAGCAAUCAGACACUUCAGGAUCAAAAUUUAGCAACCAAAUUGUUAGCACAGAGGAAAAUUCUGCAGCUUAUACUCUUGAUGCUGUUACCUCUCAAUAUAAUUCAGAGACAUCUGUCAUGAAAGAUAAAAGAAAAACUCUGGUGGCUGAUAGCCAGCUACACAGAGAAGUUCCUGUUCAGAAUGAUGUUAAUCUACAGAGUGCACAUCUCCCACAAGAGGUUGAGCCGCUGGGCUCCUACCAGAACUCUGCUGAAAAUGAAGCUGGUUUUUAUAAUGACAGUGGCUAUACAUGUGAUCCUUCAGUUUUCUCUGCCCUUGAGGGUCUAGAGUCAUGGUUGAUGCCUUUCCAGUUGCCACAUUCUAGUGAAAACUUUGCAUAUUUGCAUAGACAAAUGCUUAAUAAUCAUUAUAAUGAUGCUGUGAAGUAUCUCCGCCUUGCUUUUCACUCUGUACCCCCUUUAUCAGCAGCCUUGCUUCCUUUGGUGCAGUUGUUGCUGAUUGCAGGGCAAGUGAAUGAGGCCCUAAGUGAAGUCAAAAAGUUCUGUAACAAUUCAAACAUGCCCUUUCCAUUUAGAUUAAAGGCUAGUCUUUUAGAGUAUUUUUAUUCUAAUGACUCUGUCGUGCUCUCUAACUGUUUCGAGGAGAUUUUGAAGAAGGAUCCAACAUGCAGCCACUCAUUGGCAAGGCUUGUCAGCAUUCAUCAAAAUGGUAUAUUAUCAAUUAUCUUGCGGGAUUAUAGUCUGGAAUCCCUCAUGGAGAUGAUUGCUUUGCAUUUGGAAGCUACCUAUCCGGAGUCCAAUAUAUGGAGGGAGUUUGCCUCAUGCUUCCUCAAACUAUAUCAAUACGAAGAGGAUCGAUUGUCAGUAUGUCUCAAUGGGAACAAAGGUGAACAAAAAGCAAACCUCUCUGUUCAAUACAAAAGGAUGCCAAAAAUAUUUACCGAGGGAAAAUCAAGAAAUGCUUGGAGGCUAUGCUGCAAAUGGUGGUUAAAACGUCACUUUGGCAAGAAAAUGCUUGAGUCAGAAAUUGCUUCAGGGGUCUUGGAGCUUUUAACAUACAAAGCAGCAUGCGCAUCCCAUUUGUAUGGUCAAGAGUUCAACUAUGUUGUAAAGGUAUAUGCUCAUUUACAGGAACAAAAUGAUAGGGACCUACUCAAAUUCCUAAAAAUACAUAUGGAAAAUUCUGUCAGAUUAAAUUUGAAAUUUCAAGAGAAAUAAAUAAGAUAUAAUUUUCAUUUAAGAAUUGUCUGUUUCGUUCAGUUCUUCUUAGCUCAUUAUAUUAAUGGUGAAGGAAAGUGGCAUUGUAAAUUGUUCAUGCUUUUAGGACAAUGUUAAAACAUCAUGAAACACAACCAGUACAAACAUGGAAUGACAGAAGGAAUGUGAAGUAAAAAGAACAAAUAUUUGAUGUUUCCGGUCAA